Messenger RNA from Strongylus vulgaris, 240 nucleotides. NCBI's taxonomy places the organism in Eukaryota, Metazoa, Nematoda, Chromadorea, Rhabditida, Strongylidae. The record is from the annotation of a GenBank genome assembly.
AUGGAUGAAGAUGUGGACUUUAUUCUGAAGUUUGAUGAGGACGUUUUCGAAAGCAAAUUUACUUACUGGAACAAAUUGCCUGCUCGCCUAAAAAUUGAAAUCCUACGAAAUCUUCCAUAUCCAACUUUGAGAAACUUUAUGUUUUUGAGCAAAGAAUGCAUGGCUCUAGCGUCGAAUGUGAAGACUCAUGCUUAUGGUGUAUACCUCCAGAACAAACCUUUCUUCGGUUAUCCAGAGGAU